CCAGCUCACAAUUCCCUUUCCACCCGCCAAGACCGACCGGCGGCGAACGUCCUACCACAUUCCAUUCUCCCUUCUUCUUCAUUGCUCUCCUCCAUAUCCUCUCUCUCUCUCUCUCUCUCUCUCUCUCUCUCUCUCUCUCUCUCCUCAAGUAGUGAGAGAUUCUCACUUCACCCGAAUGAGUACGGAAUACGGAUUCCACUGACUGGUGAAGCGCGACAGAGAGAGGGAGUGGACUGGUGGGGGAAAUGGUGAGGUGUGCGAGGUGCUGCCUCCGGAAGGCCAUGGGGCUGAUGAACAUAGUGGUCACUCUUUGCGGCGUCGGCAUGAUCAUCUACUCCCUCUGGCUCCAGAAGAUGUGGGAAAUCGGCGUCUCCGACCUCCCUUCCAUCGCUAACCUCCCCAAGCCCUGGUUUAUAUUUACAUGUUUAGCGGUCGGAAUGGCUGUUUGCUUGAGCACACUCUUUGGGUACAUGAUCGCAACCUGUAUGAGCAAUUCUUCUCUUUGCAUAUACCUUGUGACUCUGUUGUCGCUUCUGUUCCUCGAAGCUGCUGUGCUGGUGAUGAUAUUCUUCAAGAUAGACUGGUCAAAGCUAAUUGCUAAAUAUAUUGAUGAGGACCACGCGAAGUUCGGGAGUUUUGUGAAGUUCCAUCUUAUCAUGAUCCGUGUGAUCAUGUUCACGGUUUUGACUCUACAGGUAAUCGUUGCUGUGUUUGCAAUCAUGCUGUGGAUUAUUGGAACAGCGCCUACCACCCGGCAUCCACUAUCAUCUGUGCCGGACUUCAAGCAAUCCUUCCUGGUAGGGCCGACACCUGCUUCUUCCGAAGAGUACAUUCUGGUUCAGAAUGAUCCGGCUCUUCCUACACAAUUGUGCUCAAGAUGCGGGAAUUUCUGCGGCAGAAAUACGCGGGAGAGCCUCUUAUCCUAUGUUAAGGGUGUAAUCUUUACCAGAUUCCGGAGGACAAUUGUCGAGUGAGUUAAAUUGUUUUUCCUGAUUAUGCAGUCAAUCUAUUUGCGGGUAACCGUGUAAAGAUCCAUUUUUAGCUGCCUAGUCUUUGAUUAUUUCUUUGUGCUUAGAGGCAGCUCCAUGGUAUAAUUAUCUCAUGGAAUGCUGCCCUCGCUGAAUGGAUUGGCAUUCAUCUGCAA
This is a messenger RNA of Punica granatum (pomegranate), 1144 nucleotides long. Lineage: Eukaryota; Viridiplantae; Streptophyta; Magnoliopsida; Myrtales; Lythraceae. The record is from RefSeq and is a predicted model, not a curated record.